AUGGCACUCUCGGUCUGCUCCGCCAAAUCGCUCCUGCUCCUACUACUCAUCUCAGCCAUUCCCGUGGCAUACAUCAUCUCUCUGGAGCGAACCAAACCUGCCACUCAUGUGUACCACUACCACAGCUCCGGCUACAUGCGCGAGUGCGCCAAGUGGGAUCAAUCCAACCGUCGAUUUCUCGUCUCCUUUAUGGGUGGAGGAAUCGGUCAGGUCUCUGUACCCGAAGAUUACUUGCCCGACACUGUUCUAGAUGAACUGACGGUUGUCAAAGAAGCUGACUUGUCCGGUAAUGCAUCACUGGGGAUCGCCGUGGACCAGCCUAGGAAUCGCCUCCUUGUGGUGGUUGCAGAUCUUUUGAGGAACAAGUAUAAUGGGCUGGCUGCUUAUGAUUUGUCCACAUGGAAACGUUUGUUUCUCACCCAACUCACUGGCCCAAGUGAUGAGAAAUCUUUCGCGGAUGAUGUAGCAGUUGACAUAGAAGGCAAUGCAUAUGUUACGGAUGCCAAAGCCAGUAAAAUUUGGAAGGUAGGAGUGGAGGGUGAGCUGCUAUCCAUCAUUAGAAGCCCUCUGUUUACUGCAAAAGAGUGGUACAAAAACUUGGUUGGCCUAAAUGGGAUUGUUUACCAUCCAGAUGGGUUUUUGAUUGUCAUUCAUACAUUUACUGGGAAUUUGUUUAAGAUUGAAAUUGCCAAAGGAGAGGAAAUUAAAUUAAUUAAAGUAGAUGGAGGACCCUUGUCAUUUGGAGAUGGUUUAGAGCUACUGUCUCCAACGAAGCUUGUAGUUGCAGGAAAUCCUUCAGCAAGAUUGGUGGAGAGCUCUGAUGGGUGGGAGACGGCAUCUGUGGUGGCGAAAUUUAGCGGGCCUGCUCAUCGUUUGGCCACAGCUGCAACUGUUAAAGACGGAAGGGUGUACCUCAAUCACAUGUUUGGGUUGGGAUAUCCCAAGAAGAAGCAUGUCCUAGUCGAAGCUGUUUUCUAAAA
Molecule: messenger RNA, 980 nt
Organism: Pistacia vera
Lineage: Eukaryota; Viridiplantae; Streptophyta; Magnoliopsida; Sapindales; Anacardiaceae
Exons: 2
Coding region: 1-978 (325 amino acids)
Cellular component (GO): endoplasmic reticulum
Source: RefSeq, a predicted model, not a curated record